This is a messenger RNA of Phalaenopsis equestris, 1356 nucleotides long. Its product is annotated as pentatricopeptide repeat-containing protein At4g36680, mitochondrial-like. Gene Ontology annotation, molecular function: protein binding. NCBI's taxonomy places the organism in Eukaryota, Viridiplantae, Streptophyta, Magnoliopsida, Asparagales, Orchidaceae. The transcript has a single exon. Gene Ontology annotation, cellular component: chloroplast. The coding region runs from base 57 to 1169 and encodes 370 amino acids. The record is from RefSeq and is a predicted model, not a curated record.
CCGGAAUCCCUUUCCAUCAAGCUGGUGUACUCGCUGUCUGGUCGAACUGACGGAUAAUGGCGCUCGUUUCCGCUCGCCAUUCCCACUCUCUUCUUCUACAGCAUUUCUCCUCUGUAUCUUCCUUCGCUGUCGGCGGCCAUGCCUUCGAUCCGGAGAUUCGUCGGCUAGCCAAGUUCCAGCGUUUUACGGACAUCGAAGCUAUUCUUGAACCCCGUAAGAUAAUUCUUCCCGCCGACUACUCAUCGCGCGAACCCUACCUAGCCUCCUUCAUCACCGCGUACGCCUCUGCUGGCAUGCUUGACCACGCUGUCCGCACCCUUGACGAGCUCCCUCGCCUUGGCGCCCCUCGCACCAUUCUCUCCCUGAACGCCCUCCUCUCCGCCUGCAAUCACUCUAAAACCCUGUCCCCCCGCGUCCCUGAACUGUUCUCCAACCUCUCUCACUGCCAUUCCCUUUCCCCAGAUAAGGUCUCCUAUGGCAUCCUCAUCAAAUCCCUUUGUCUUGCCCGCAACGCCUCUAAAGCCCUUCUUGUCCUCGAGGAGAUGGAUAACAAAAGGAUCGAGAUCACCGCAAUAUCCUACACCACCAUUAUGGAUUCCUUGUACAAGGAAGGAAAGCCGAAGGAGGCCGAGCGACUCUGGCAGGAGAUGCGCGCCAAGGGAGUCGUUCCGGACGUGGCUGCCUAUAAUGUUAGGGCUAUGGACCGGGCUGUGAACGGGAAUCCGAAUGAUGUGAUAGGGGUGAUGGAAGAGAUUAAGGCCGAAGGGAUGGCACCUGAUAUAUUCACCUAUAAUUACAUAAUGAUUUGUUAUUGCAAGCAUGGGCGGGUAGAGGAUGCGAAGGGUGUAUACAGGGAGCUCAAAGAGAAGGGAUGUGAGGCCAAUGCGGCUACUUAUAAGAAUUUGCUUUACGCGCUUUGCAAGAAUAAUGAUUUUGUGGGUGGACUUGAGAUUUUCGAAGAUUGCGUGAAGCAGAGAAGGGUUCCGGACCUUGGUUCUGUGAUGAUGCUGGUGAAGGGGUUGAUGAAGGCUUCCAAGAUCAGGGCGGCAAAGAGGGUGGUUACUGGUCUGAGAAAGAAGUUCCCUGAAGAUUUUAGUGGUAGUUGGAAGAAGCUGGAGAAUGUAGUUGGCUUGAGCAAUGAUGAAAAGGUACCUGAGGUUGAAAGCUAGCUUGUAUGAUUGGGAAUGCUUCAAUGUUUUUCUGCUCGUGCUUUUUGCAGUGUCAUUUUAUAUAGCAAUUUUACUUCCACGGUUGAUGGAUAAAUCUGUCUAGUUGUUGAUUGGCGGAAUAGCGAUUGUUCUAAUUUUCCUUUACAUGAGAUGCAUCAAAAUAAUUUUAUCCCUAGGUUUGGAUUCA